Cutaneotrichosporon oleaginosum is the source of this 1682-nucleotide messenger RNA. RefSeq lists its product as uncharacterized. NCBI's taxonomy places the organism in Eukaryota, Fungi, Basidiomycota, Tremellomycetes, Trichosporonales, Trichosporonaceae. Gene Ontology annotation, biological process: DNA damage response. The record is from RefSeq and is a predicted model, not a curated record. Gene Ontology annotation, molecular function: single-stranded DNA binding.
CAUCUCCCUUCGAGGCUCAAAGCUCACUGACUCACACUCACAAUGUGCGGACGCUACGCAAUGGGCGCAGCGCACCUCGCCUUUCUCAACGACUUGCAGGGGCAGUAUGGCCGUCUCUUCCGCGCCCGGCGCUUCGACGGCGACGGCGACGGCCAUGAUGACGACGGCGGUCAAGGGUCACGCCCGAUGCGCCUGCGAGGCGGCGGCCCGGAAGGAGAAGUGGCUUGCACCUGUGGGCUGAAGUGGGAGCGCGAACGUGACUUCUGGCCGAGCUACAACAUUGCUCCCCGACAGCGGGCGCCCGUUCUCCGCCGCGACCCCGCGACUGGAGGGGCGAUGAUUGAGACCAUGCAGUGGGGCCUCAUCCCGCACUGGACCAAGCACCCACCAACCGGGCCGCUGAACACGAUUAAUGCGCGCUCCGAGGCGCUCAUCGACCCGUCGUCGGUUGGGAUGUGGCACGCGCUUAAAGGAUACAAGCGCUGCGUGAUCCCGGCACAGGGGUAUUACGAGUGGCAGAAGAAGGGGAGCUCCAAGGUCGCGCACUUUGCCCGCCUUCCCCUUCCCGAAGGUGGCGAGGCGAGCGAGCCGCCAAUACUCUUCUUCGCUGGGCUGUGGGAUUCCGUCACCUACGUCGACCCCGUACCGUCCAAGUUCGUGCCGGGGCCAGACGACGACCGGGAACCUUAUCCCACCGGGAACCCCGUGCCGCUGAGCACAUUCACGAUCCUUACGACGGUACCAGCGGGCGACAUCGCCUGGCUGCACGACAGGAUGCCGUGCAUCCUCACGAGUGAGGAGGAUGUGGAACGCUGGCUGGAUCUCGGGGUCGAGCCACAGGGGUGGAAGGAGGGCAAGGGCGGCACGGCCGACUUGCUUGUCAGCUACAAGGGCAUUACGGCGUAUCCUGUUGUCCCAGAGGUAGGGAAGAUCGGCAAGAGCGACCCCUCGUACAUACUCCCCGUAGCAGAGAGGAAGGACGGGAUCAAGAGCUUCUUUGCGAAGCAGUCGCCAAAGAAGGCAUCGGCGGCGCCAGGAAAGCCGCCACCGAAACCCGUCACGAGGGCGGACCUGAUGGGAGAGGCGGAGGAGGUCAGACCCACUGUCAAAGCAGAGGCUAAACCGGACGUCAAGGCGGAGGCCAAGCCAGAUACGAAGGAGGAGGACAAGCCACACAUCAAAUCGGAGGCGAAGCCAGAUCUUGCGGCAGACGCCUCGCCCACCAUCACGCCCGACGCCAAGCCUACCCUCGAGGCCUCGCAGGACGAGGCCAAGCCCGAGUCCCGUCUCGACGUCAACCCCACACCGGAGGUGAUUGACGUCGACGCCGAGUUGGCGGGCUCGCAGAGCUCACAGGGCGCUCCAGGCAAGCGUAAGCGUGAGGCUGAGCGCCGCGGGGGGAGACAGACCAAGGUUGCGCGGCCCGCACCGCAGGAGGACAAGGGCGGGCAGAAGUCGAUCACCUCAUUUUUCAAAUCGCCCAAGAAGUAGUCGCUGUGUAUCUUGCCCUACGUUGCUCCGCGUUGUAGUGUUGUCUACGUGUGUGUAUGUUUUCAAGUGAGUAGCGCUUCACACGUGUCCGCGCUUGGCUUCUGACUUCUGGCGGGGUCAGCCGUCUGUGCGCCCACGGAGAUGUAUGAAUCCUCCCUUCUGCCGAGUGACAAACAUGCAUUCAAUCGUGG